Fibroporia radiculosa is the source of this 1479-nucleotide messenger RNA. RefSeq lists its product as uncharacterized. The record is from RefSeq and is a predicted model, not a curated record. Lineage: Eukaryota; Fungi; Basidiomycota; Agaricomycetes; Polyporales; Fibroporiaceae. Bases 1 to 1479 code for a protein of 492 amino acids. Gene Ontology annotation, biological process: telomere maintenance via recombination; resolution of mitotic recombination intermediates; double-strand break repair via synthesis-dependent strand annealing. Gene Ontology annotation, cellular component: Rad51C-XRCC3 complex; replication fork. The transcript has 3 exons. Gene Ontology annotation, molecular function: ATP-dependent DNA damage sensor activity; ATP binding; four-way junction DNA binding.
AUGGAGUUCGCAAGUGUGUCGUCCGUCUCCGCACUGUCGGACAUCCAGCAAACCUGGUGCAGGCGAGGGGGCGUUCAGACAAUCGCAGACAUACUACUGAUAUCUUCCAGUGACCUUGCUAAUAAAUGCAGGAUCUUGAAAGGCCAAGCGGAAGCUCUACAGGUCGAUGUUAGUCAAGCUCUAGUCAAGCAGCCAUGUUUGCUCGAGGAUGCGGACCUGGAAGACGAGAUGUUUACGACGGGAGAUUCUUGUCUCGAUGAAGUCCUCGAUGGUGGUAUUAGGACAGGUAUGUUGUGGGAGAUUGUAGGUGAAAGCGCCGCCGGGAAGACUCAGCUGGCCCUCCAGCUGUCUCUAUCCGUACAAAUCCCCCAUACGUUAGGUGGUCUGUCCGGCACUGCGUGCUAUUUGACCACUAGCACCGCGCUUCCCACUUCGCGUCUUACAGAAAUCAUGGAACGACAUCCUCUUCUCUCACGAGAGAACUGCAGCUUGUCCGCCAUCCACACCAUCAAAACCCCCGAGAUUCCCAUCCUGCUCCAUGUUCUCUCCACGAGAUUACCCAACCUAGUAGAUAGUCUCGCUAAGGAACAAAAUCCGAACCCGGUCAAAUUGCUCGUCAUAGAUGCUCUUGCAGAGCUCUUUCAUAUGCAUGACAAAACGACCGCAGAUGUCCUAGGUCAACGGUCAAAACAUCUUGCUGAGAUCUCUACACUGCUUCAUACUCUCGCCAGCAAAUACCGUAUCGCUGUGCUCGUGCUCAAUGAGGUCCAGGACGUCUUCAGUAAUUUUUCCUAUUCCCCGGAAGAAAAUAGUUCUGAAGACCUUGCCUAUCAUGACCAAGUCAGAUGGUUUGGUCGCGCAGAUGGUGUUCCAGGCGAAGAUAGAAAAGAGGCCAGCCUCGGACUUGUCUGGGCCAACCAAGUGAACACCAGGAUUAUGCUAAGCCGUACCACCAGAGAACGAGUCUUAGAUGUUACAGAGAAGAGGAGGACGAAGCGGCGACGUUUAGACGGCUCUCAGAGCCAUACGAGCACGAUGCCACAAACUACGCGAUUACGCUGUUUGAGCAUCAUUUUCAGCUCCAUUGUUCCUCCAACUUCGGUGGACUAUAUAGUCACUGCAGAAGGCAUUGCCGCCUUACCCGGCACAGUAGAUUCUAAUUCUUCGCCGCCCCUUCUUCCACCGCCGCUACCGGUGUCGCAACUGAGCGCUCCCCUGUCUGAUAAAUGUCCCCCGUCAGCCUCCUCUGGUCAAAAUAUUGACAGUGGUUUAUUACUCGAUGUCAGUUCCCAGAGGACAGUUGGUGCAGGCGACUACCGUUCGGAUCCGGACAUUAUGACAUCAAGGGAAGAGGCGGAGAAUGGUCCCCAGCUUGAAGUCAAUUAUGAGUCGGAAGACUACUGGCAGGGUGAUUCAGAGGAAGAAUUUUAUAACGACGUUGACAUUGAGCCCGCCAUUUCGAGUUCCAGUUUCUCGUGA